AGCUCAGGGGCGCCAUUUGUGGCUUUUGCAACCCCAUGAUGCUUCUUUUUUUUGAGAGUACGCAAAUUGCGUACCUUAGCUUUAUAGAAGGUAGAGGUUUGAAUACAAGAAAAUGACACUCCGUUGCGCACAACCUGUCACAACACUCCACACCGGCUAGUCCGAAGACAGCCCCCACACAUGACAACAACAACAACAACAACAACAAGAAAAGCCUAUCCUAAACUGAGCAGCAAGGCCGCGUCUCAACCAAUGCCGCCGCCUCCAAAAAGAACAUCUUCAUCUUGACUUUUCUCGUUGACGCGCCAUCCUAAAGAAGGUGGAUGGUGGAAUUUGGUCCGUCCCGAGAAAGGCGUCGUCUUGGACACGCUAGCAAUGAUGUGCAUAGCGCCCCUACAGAACAAUCUUGGAUAGCAGUGAGCGCCGGAGGAAAGCAACCCAGGACCUACAAGCCGUGUCUCCAAACACGAUACUCCCAAGAGAGGGACGGCGUCGAGGACGCCGCUAUCGCGCCGGUCCAACUCCAAACCUAGGCUUUCGCCCGGAGACAUCAACCAAACCAGAAUGAAGCGAGUACGGUGUCGACACACCUCGGCGACGCCUCCAAGGAGGGAAACGACACCCACGGGCGCCGUCGUCGCCGACCCCGACCGAAGACGGACAAAGACUUUCGUCUGUGGCGUCGCACACCAUCCUCCUCGCCCACCGGAAUGGGGCAGCCAUCCAUGUUGUUCACACCGCCGCCGCCGCAGCAAAUCAAUGUCAUGGCCGAUGCGUCAUGUAACACCAACGACCCGCACGACGAGAGCCCACCUCUCUACCAACUCCGAUCUGGCCGAGCACCCGCAGCCCCCACCGUCGAGCACCUCCUGUGUGGUCGAGGGACCGCCGCACGCUGCUGUCACACUCCUGACAGCAGCCAUACAGACCGGGCCCCCAGCCCAGAUCGGGCCCUGGCUGGGCCCAGAUCUAGCCCGCAGCACCCUCUCCAUGGCCGCCGACGGCAGCUCCACUGCGAUUUUCGCCGCCUCCAGGAAGCACCACCGACGGCCGCGGCGCUGCUAGCUCCGCCUCCAUGGCCCGAGGAAGCCGCACGGACGCAGACCUCGCGCCACAGCCUCUGCGUCGUCGCCUCCAGGCCCGCGCCGCCGCUUCCAUGGCCGCUCACCCCUCCGAGCUCCGGGUCCUCCGCCAGCCUUCACGCAGCUCCGCCACGACCCUCCUCUCGCCGCCCGCCGCCUCACAGCACCGCCGCCGUGCGCCGCCCGAUGAAGCCCUCCUUCGCGCGAAGAGAACGCCACCGGGCGCACUCUCCUCCCCGCCGCCUUCGGCGGCCAGGGGGCCGCCACCACCGCCAGGAUCGGCGGCGGCAGCGGCCGGGUGGAUCUGGGGUAGGUGGCUCGCUAGUUAGGGUAAAAAAAGUUAUUUAUCACCCCAUGAUGCUUCUUGUAUCCCACAUACUGUGGUAUUGGAUGAUGAAUAAAGUUAUUUAUCACCCAAAAAAAGAACUAAAAAAAAAAGGCAACGGCGAGUGCGAGGCGACGCGCCUUGACCACACAGAGAGCAGCGAGGCUGAGUGGCUGAGCAGAGCAGAGACAAGGCCGGGCACGGCGCUCGCGGACGAGCGAGCCGCGCCGUCGUGUCGCACGGGGAUGGCGGGGCAGGCGCCGGCCGUGGUGGCGUUCGCGCUGGCGGCCGCCAUCCUCUCCACGCCGCCGCCGCAGUCGGACAACUUCUCCAACAUCCCGCCCACGCUCUCCGGGGACGACAAGGCGCAGGUGAGGAUCAAGCACCCCAAGUCGGCCAAGGCGCUGCAGUGCACCUCCAAGUGCGUCGCCACCUGCAUCCGCGGCGGCGAGGGGCCCAUCAACGUCCGGAGGCCCCUCGUCGUCUUCAAGGAGGGGCAGUUCCGCAGCCGCCUCUACUGCCUGACAGAGUGCUCGGACAUCUGCAACCUCAUCAAGGACGGCGAGGACGGGCCAUGAGAAUGAGAUGAACGAAGCUCUUGCCCGGGAGGAGCGGCAGGCACGUUCAGGGCCUUACUGGGACUGCAUUUCUCACAAGGAACCGCACGAAAUCGCGGCGUAAAUUCCGAAAGGAACCACGGAGAUCAUGCGGUGAAGAGAUCAUAGUAGGGAGGGAGGGAGAAUCGUCAUGGAAUUUCUGUACUUUCUACCACUUGCUUAUAGCUGUACAUGACACAGAAGGCAGAGCAAGCAAUACAUUUUUGGCAUCGUCACGACCAUGAGCAACAGAGAUAAACACAUGAAUGAAUGCCUUCAACUGAUAACUUGAAUUUUA
This is a messenger RNA of Aegilops tauschii subsp. strangulata, 2301 nucleotides long. RefSeq lists its product as uncharacterized. The record is from RefSeq and is a predicted model, not a curated record. NCBI's taxonomy places the organism in Eukaryota, Viridiplantae, Streptophyta, Magnoliopsida, Poales, Poaceae.